Molecule: messenger RNA, 297 nt
Organism: Paramuricea clavata
Lineage: Eukaryota; Metazoa; Cnidaria; Anthozoa; Malacalcyonacea; Plexauridae
Source: the annotation of a GenBank genome assembly
AUGUCGAAUAAUAACCAUAAAACUGAACUAACCACUCUCGUUAAUGAACUAAUGACCGAUAUUUACUCGAAGCGACUCCAUCCAAGAAAUAAGCUUCUCGUGUACAGUUGUUAUAUCUUAGCCAAAAUAUCUUGGUAUUUCACUAUCGCAACACUUUCUAAAACAUGGGUUAUUGAAAAUAUUGAUCCCAUUGUCAACCAAUACAUCCGUAAAUGGCUUGAAAUUCCAAUAUCAAGAACACUAAGUGCUGUUUUUCUAACUUGUAACAAAUUUGGUCAAAUUAUUUAUUCUCCAUCG